Molecule: messenger RNA, 1749 nt
Organism: Pseudopipra pipra
Lineage: Eukaryota; Metazoa; Chordata; Aves; Passeriformes; Pipridae
Gene: LURAP1L
Product: leucine rich adaptor protein 1 like
Exons: 2
Coding region: 551-1111 (186 amino acids)
Biological process (GO): positive regulation of canonical NF-kappaB signal transduction
Source: RefSeq, a predicted model, not a curated record
CUUUUUCUUUUUCUUUUUCCUUUUCCUUCCCUUUCUCCACUCCUCCAUCUCUCCUCUCUUUCCGCCGAGGGCACACGCAGUUCCCGAGCGCUGUCCCCGGAGCCUGGCGCAGUCCCCACCGUGCGAGGGCGCCCCGCGGCCGCGGCCGCGCUGCGCCUCUUCUCCGGGCACCGCGGUGGGAGGGCCGCGCCGCGCCUCUUCCACCUGCCAGCGGCUUUAAAGUUGCAGCCGGGCGGGACGCGAUGACUCGGGUCGCGCUGCCCAGGCCGGCGGCCGUCGGGGUGCUUCGCGGUCUCGCACACGGAGCAGAGCCGUUUUCCACCGUCGCCCCCGCCUGCCCGCCGUCGUCUUUCCCCGCGGCGGCAGAGCAGGGCCGGGGAGGGGGCGGCAGGGGCUGGUGUGCCCGGGAGAUGCCCGAGCCCGCGGCGGGUCCCCCGCGCGGCGCGGCCGCCGUGGGUCUCGGCGCCUCCGCGCCCCGGCAGCGGCCGGACGGACGCGGGUAGAGCCGGCGCUGCCGCCGCCGCCGCCGUAGGCCCCUACCAGGCAAGCCAUGGAGCCGCCUGACCUCCGCGACGUCGAGCAGAAACUGGGUCGCAAAGUGCCCGAGAGCCUGGCGCGGCCCCUGCGCGGAGAGGAGCUCGCGGCCCGCCCCGCCGCCGCGGCCCCCGGCCCCCGGCACCGCCGCGCCGCCCUGGCCCGUCUGGAGGCGAAACUUCAGCUCCUGAGGCAGGAGAUGGUUAAUCUCCGAGCCACUGAUGUGAAACUUAUGCGCCAGCUCCUUAUCAUCAAUGAAAGUAUUGAAUCAAUCAAGUGGAUGAUUGAAGAGAAGGCCAUUGCCAGUAGAGGCAGCAGUUUGAGCGGCAGCCUGUGCAGCUUACUGGAAAGUCAGGAGACAUCCCUCCAUGACAGCUGUAACAGUUUACAAGACUGUAGUGAUGGACUGGAUGGAAUAUCAGUAGGGAGUUAUUUGGACACCUUAGUGGAUGAUGUCCCUGGUCACCAAAGCCCUUCAGAUAUGGACAAGUUCAGUGAUUCUUCUGUUACAGAGGACCCACAGCCUCUUCAUAAGCAUCCCAAAAUUGAUUCUGAUGAGUACUACUGUUUUGGUUAAUAAGAAAAAGUUCCAGUGGGACACAAAUGCACUUGUACUUAUCCUUUUUCUUUGCUGCUGUUUUAUUUCAUGUGCAAAAGCCCCAGAGUUCUCUUGGAAGGAGAACAUACUAUGAUACUUCAAUGCUACUGCAUAACUUUUCCAUUGCUUCUAAUGCAUUUUCUCCUUGAUAGGUUGGGCUUUUCUUCUUGCAUUUUCUUUUUCGUAAUUUAUUGUCACAAUUUUUCUUUCUGUUUUUUUUGUUUCCAUUUUUUACAGUGCUGUAUUUACAGGUCUUUAAAAGAGGUGAAGAAAAAGCUUUAUCUUUAAAAUGAGACAUCAGGGAAUGAGAGCAACAAUUUUGUAUUUGUUAGCAAUAAAAUAUCUUCUAAAAAAUAUAUGUUGCCAUAAAUUUUAUUGACUACCAGGUUUGGUCUUUCCAAAGACACUGUUUUUAUUGAGCCUUAAAUCUGAAUCUUGAAAAUACCUCUAAAAAUAAUUUUUCUUUUAUAAGCAAUGAAAUUUGGUUCUGUUAGGCUGUCUUAACUUGAUAUAUAAAGUAUCCUAAACUUUUCUGUGUGGGAUUUCUUUCUUUUUGCAAUGUUCUCAUGUCUCUUGUCUAAUUUUGCCAUUAAAUUCUAAGUUUGCUUUUUUAUUCA